AUGGAAGCAAGGCGACAAGAUUUCGAGGAUCAGGAAAUCCCCGAAACAGCUGACCAAUUCCACAAUCAGCGAGGUUCACCGAGUAAAUCGUUGGGUGGUCCUACAUAUCAACCGAAUCUUCAUUCUCCAGUUAAUAAUCCUCAGGGGCAGACUAUGUCGGACCCAAAUUCAGGGCAGCAACGGCAAGCGGAAAAUUACUUCACGCCCAUCCAGACCUGGCUUCCAGACGGAGGAAGAGUCCUCCAAAACGAAUCGCAAACUCCUCAGUCUAAAUUCUCCAACAGGCAGGUCCCCGAUCCAAUACACAAAGGUCUUCGCACGGUUACGAGUGCACCUUAUCAUCACUCGUCCAUUGGUUUUCACUCCAUCUUCGGUGAGCUCUGGACAGAGAAAAUGGAAGAAAAGCGCGUGCACAUCAGACACUGCCUGCUCUUCGACUUCGACCUGGGCGUCUGCGCUACUCAGGCGCAUCGUCAUCUGUGCCAGACGGAAGGCCGUGACGCCCCCUCCCUCAACACCUGCCACUAUUGGUACAAUCGCUUCCGCUCUGGCGACAGGAGCCUUGAGGACCGACCCAGGUCGAGACGUCCCUCCGAGGUGGACUUGGACGCUCUGCGCAGCCUGGUGGAGGCCGACCCGAGAGCAACCACGCGCAGUCUGGCCACCACACUCCACUGCUCCAACACUGCCAUCGACAAUCAUCUCCACUCUAUCGCAAGGUUCUCAAGAUGGGAAGGAAACCACCCAGAGAGGCAAUCGGGCACGGUGUUCCAUGACAAGGAAGCUGACCGCUUCAAGCGUCGUCUUCUGGAAACCAUCGCGGACACUGAAGACCUCGCGCAAGACGUGGAUGCGUUGUCGCGCGCUCUGAUGACGACGGCGGACGCCAUUCGCAAUGUGAUAGCUGAUGAUGACAGGUUUCUUCUUACAAAAGAAAACAAAGUGUCGUUGCAAAUAAAUUUAUCUCUUUGCAACGACCACAUGACAGAUGACGGCUGCGAGGACGAGUCGUGCCAAUCCUUGCACAUAUGUCCUAAAUACUUCGUAAAACUUUGCACAGACCCUGACUGCGAAAAUGGUCACGAUCUGGAUUCGUUGCACAAUAAACGUAUACUCAGCCAACGAAAACUGGAAAAACUUGAUCUGGAUCUGCUAAAGAAGCUGCUGAAUCCAGACUCAGUCGUCCCCGACCUGUGCGAAGAUUACAACGUCGGCUUUUGCAGCCAAGGGAAUAAAUGUCGCAAUAUGCACAUCUGUGCCGAGUUCUUCACGAAAGAUUGCAAGGAAUGCCAGCUCAACCAUAACAUCAUGGAUUUCCAGUGCCAAAGACUGCUCCAGCAGGCUAAUGUGAAACUGAACCGAUCCCCGAAAGAACUCAGGAUAUACUUGAAAAAGAAAUGCAGCGUCAAAGCAGAAGACAUACUGAAGCGAAAGGGAGAAGCCGAAAAGAAACCAAUUGGACCAGGAAAUCUACGAGGAAAAUCCUCGAAACAGCCAAACCGCGAAAGAGAUUCAAUAUUCCCUUGUCAAAAUAUCGAAACUUUCACCCACGAAGAGCCAGAAACAAAGCCGAUUUCCCUGGCUCACAAAAUGAAGAACACAUGCAAGGACAUUGAUGAAUUCAUUCACGAAUUGCCAAAGAAGAAAGUGAUGGAAAAUGCCAAUAAUCGACUGGCCAAAUACGAAAUCGGCGACGGCGCAGGCGGCGGAGUAGGAAAAGUACUCAUGGUCGUCGGAGCAACAGGAGCAGGAAAAAGUACACUCAUCAAUGGAAUCGUGAAUUAUGCAUUCGACGUGGCGUGGGAAGACGAAUUCCGUUUUAAGCUGAUCGUCGACGAAGGACAUGAUCAACCCAAGUCUCAAUCCCAGAGUCAAACAAAGUGGAUCACGGCAUACGUCCUUAACAAACAACAGGGAUUCAAUCUGCCCUAUACCUUGACGGUCAUCGAUACUCCUGGGUUUGGGGACACUGAAGGAAUCAAAGCGGACGAAGCGUUGAAGAAUCAGAUUCGGGAAUUUUUCUCCCACGGUGGGAAUAUCGGUGUGGAUCAACUCGACGGGAUCUGCUUCGUCGUUCAGGCUUCCCUGGCCAGGCUCACACCCACGCAGAAGUACAUCUUCGACUCCAUAUUGGCGGUGUUCGGGAAAGAUGUCGUGGAAAAUAUAUUCGUCCUCAUCACUUUUGCAGACAGUCAGGCCCCGCCUGUCCUUUGCGCAAUCAAGGAUGCGGGUGUUCCGUAUACGAAAUCGUUCAAGUUCAACAAUUCCGCUCUCUUUGUGAACCGACGGAUCGAACCCGAGAACGAGGGAUUCGACAGAUUCUUCUGGAAUAUGGGUUUCAAUAGCUUCAAAAAUUUCUUUCAGACCUUCCAAAGCACCAAACCCGUGAGCCUCACCCUGACGAAGGAAGUUCUGAAAGAACGGCAACGUUUGGAGGCUGCCAUCCAAGGCAUCCAACCGCAAAUCACCGCAGCAUUGGGAAGGCUUGAGCAGCUGCGGCAAGAAUAUGCAGCAUUGAAGCAGCACGAAGCAGAAAUACUCGCCAACAAGAAUUUCGAGUACAAGGUGGAAGUUUCGAAGCAGAAAAAAAUACCACUAGUACCAAAUGAGUACGUGACCAACUGUCUGGUAUGCCACUACACUUGCCAUUUUCCCUGCUUCAUACCCAAGGACGAAGAAAAGGAUCAAUGCAAUGCGAUGGAUGACACGGGCUCGUACUGUACAGUCUGUCCUAAAGGCUGUCCACCGGCGGAGCACGUGAAUGCCGAUCAUCGCUUAGAAUGGUACCAGGAAGAGGAAUGCAGAACGUACGCUAAUUUGAAGGCCAACUAUGAGCAGGCUUCUGGGAAGAAGAUGACUGCCCAAGAGAUCGUGAAGGAACUCAUCAAGGACUUCAACGAAGAGAGGGUUCACGUUCUAGACCUCACGACAAAAGCGCACGAAUGCCUUCAGAAACUCCAGAAAAUAGCUUUGAAGCCCGAUCCACUGGGGGUGACGGAAUACAUCGAUCUCAUGAUCGAGGCGGAAAAACGGGAUGCUGCACCCGGCUACCUCCAGCGGAUCACUUACCUCGAAGACGCACGUCGCAAAGCGGAUUUGGCCGAGAAGCUCAAGGAUAAAUUUGAUCCCUUUGAAACGUACAUGAAGGAAUUCGAACAGGAGGGUAUAGAUAUAUCUUGCUUUGAUCCUCCAAACGUUGGAACUCAAUCCUCGAGCCAGGGUCAAGGCUUCCUCACCACCCUUGCCAAAGGAAUAAAGAAUACCCUUGGCAUUGGUGGCAAGUAGUAGCUAAACCUUCAAAGUGCGUAGUGCUCGCGGUAACCAACGUCGCGAUGAGGACAUCUGAGCCGUGUCCGGAUGAGCUAGGAAAAAAGUGAAAAUGAACAUAUCCAAUCAGGACAGGAGGUGAUGAUUAUUAAAAUCAAGUUCGAUUCCCUAUUAGUCCUUCCCAUACUAUUGGAUCUUAUCAUUUUAAAGGAACGAUCGUUUCUUUCAAUCUUCGAAGUGAAAUAAGUAAAAUCAUGAGUUUCAAGAAUACUCUCAAAAGAAACUUGCUUUCUAAAUAACAGGACGUGCCUCAUUUCCACGUGUGCUGAUGAUCAUAAUUCAUAUUUCAUCAUUUUAAUUUCUAACUGGUGAAUAAUGUGUAAGAAAUUCGUAAAUCAUAGAUGGCCACCCAGUCCUAAUAAAAUCACUAUAUAAGCCUCCAAGUUUUGGAACACCAUAGCGAAAAAGCCCUACCAAAGAGAGUUCAGUAAGUAAUUUAUAAAUAUGAU
Messenger RNA from Darwinula stevensoni, 3776 nucleotides. The record is from the annotation of a GenBank genome assembly. Lineage: Eukaryota; Metazoa; Arthropoda; Ostracoda; Podocopida; Darwinulidae.